GAUUCUGAUCAGUACCAUCUAUCUUUCAGGUCUGCCCCACCUGCUGGCCCUCCCGCUGCACCUGGAGAAGGAGGAGCACCCCAAGCUCCCCCCAACCUCACCAGCAACAGAAGGCUUCAGCAAACCCAGGCACAGGUCGAUGAGGUUGUGGAUAUCAUGCGUGUCAAUGUAGACAAAGUGUUGGAACGAGAUCAGAAGCUGUCCGAAUUGGAUGACCGCGCGGACGCUCUGCAGGCCGGAGCCUCGCAGUUUGAAACCAGCGCGGCCAAACUCAAACGCAAGUACUGGUGGAAGAACCUCAAGAUGAUGAUCAUUAUGGGAGUGAUAUGCGCCAUCAUCCUCAUCAUAAUUAUUGGUGAGUUAUUGUCCUUUUGUGUAUCAAUGUUUUUAGUCUGUGUUUUUUUUAUAUCUAUAUAUAUAUAUAUAUAUGUGCUGCUUGUUAUCUGUGCUGUAUACAGAUGGCUGACUAUACUAACCUCUUCUUUUUCUCUUGCUUCUCUCUCCCAAUGCUUCCCUGCUGUGCCCAUCCCAUCCUUGUGUCUACUGUAUGUACCACACACCUCGUCCUCCAUCUUUGUCUUGUUUUUUACAUUUUACUGGUUUUCUCUUCACACUUCAUCUUGUCUGCUCUUCAUCCUCAUCCCUUGUUUUCCACUACUCCAUCCUGUUUGUUCUUUACUCUCGUUACCUGCCUUUCAUUUCUUCAUCUUGUCUUUUCUUUAUCUUCAUCCCUUGUCUUUCAUGACUGCAUCUUGAUGGUUCUUUACCUCAUCCCUUGUCCUCCUUUACUCCAUCCUGUUUGUUCUUUACUCUCGUUACCUGCCCUUCAUUGCUGUAUCUUGUCUUUUCUUUAUCUUCAUCCCUUGUCUUUCAUGACUGCAUCUUGA
This is a messenger RNA of Staurois parvus, 887 nucleotides long. The record is from the annotation of a GenBank genome assembly. NCBI's taxonomy places the organism in Eukaryota, Metazoa, Chordata, Amphibia, Anura, Ranidae.